Molecule: messenger RNA, 1521 nt
Organism: Rotaria sp. Silwood1
Lineage: Eukaryota; Metazoa; Rotifera; Eurotatoria; Philodinida; Philodinidae
Source: the annotation of a GenBank genome assembly
AUGUUGAACAUUGUUGAUACAUUAAAUGAACAUUGUUUUAUGGAUACUGAUAAUGAAUUAAAUUUAUUGACAAAUAUCAAAAAUAAUUAUGAAAAAUCAUGUGUCAAUAAUAUAGAAAAUGAUACUUUUCUUAAACUUUAUGGGGCAAAAAGUGCUCGUGAUACAUUUGAAUUUAUUUUAUCAAAUGAUUCUACAUUUAAAAACAAAACUAUAGACAAAAAUCAAAAUGAAUUAACUGAUUCAGAUUACGAACAACUUAAUAAUCUUGUACGAAAAAUCAUUAAUGAAUAUUUUAUUGUUAAUCAAAAUAAACUGAAGAAAAAUGCUUUUAUCGUACUUAAUGGUGAUGAUACAAUUUGUGGUCCACUAUUUGCUUUUGAUCGAAAUGAGAAAAUACAGACUGUUUUUGAUUUUGAUGACAUGAGUAUCUAUCAUUAUGUUGAUAAAUAUAUUGACGAAAUUAAUCGAACAGAUCGAAGUUUAUUUCCUCAAAUAGAAGAUAAAACAAUUUCGAAUGUUCCUCAAGAUUGGUAUAGUGAUGAUAUCCGUUUAUUAGUAAAUGAUUUAAACCCAGAAAUUUUUGUUUCACCUGAAAAUAAAAUUGAAAGUCGUACUUACGGUGAUCAUAUUAAACAAAAAAUUCUUCAAACAAAUAAAACAUUAUGUACAACCAAUGCUAUUUCGUUAUCAAUCCAAGAGUCUGCUCAACUAAAUGAAUCAGAUCGUGUUACACAAGCGGAUCAAAUUUCAGUUGAUACUUCAAUAUCUACAUCAACUCAUUUAUCAAAAACAACAGAAAUUCUUCAAAUCGUUCUUUCACAAACAACUACACAAUAUUCAUAUGAAAAACCAGAAAUUGUUAUCCAACCAAAACAAGAUUGGAAUCCUCGAUAUCCAAAAGACUUAAUAAUAAAGCCAACGAACGAAGCCUACAAAAAUCUACAAGUAAAACGAAAAUAUCGACGAAAAACUAAUAAGCGUAUGAACAAAAAAGAACAAAGAAAAUUUAUCGGACUUCUACAAGGUGUUGGUAAUCAACGUUCUCACAUUCAAGUUCCUUCCAAAUUCACACAACCGAUUUAUCUUGCUAUAGCAGUUCGAACUAUUAAUAAUCAUUAUCAUUCUUCGAAAGUUAUCGUGCAAGAAAAUACCAAAGUGAACAAACAUCUUUGUAACCAUGACAACUAUCUUAACUAUUUGGAAUUCGAUGAAUGUGAUCAAGAGCAUUACUUUGAUUUAAAUACAGGAAAUGUUUAUAUGAAAAUUACUUCAAAAGAACAUCGACAACAAUUGAAACAGGUACCAAUAUACAUGUUUAAUUUAUACCAAAAUCUACGAUUAACCAAGGAUAUGAUUGAACGUGAACGACUUGACAAAUGUAAAUUAGCUUUUUGGUUAUGUAUUAAAGAAAAUGAAAAUUAUAAGCCAAUUUCUCCUGAAUCAUUAUCUUGUAUAAUUACAGAAAGAAAAAAGAAAUAUAACUCUUCUCGUUCUAUGGUGUUUGAUAAAAAUGAAAAAUAA